AUGCGUGUGCUCUGCAUUUUCCUUUGCUUUGGAUCACUAUCGGCGUCCGAAGAGACUAUUCAAGAGUCCAUCGAACGUGCUCUACGAAGUCCUAACAUUGAUAAAGUGUUAAACUCGGUACUGGGGCGAUUGGAGAGUAACCGACAACAUGAACACCAAUACGCCCAGGAAGAAGAUUGUGAAGAACCAUCAGAGGUUUUACCCGAAUAUACGGAGACCUUGCAGAGAGCGCUGGAACGAGGUUUGAGGCAGCUGGGCGUUCAGAAGCAUCAUCCCUUAUGCCACUUGGAAAGAAAAAUCCAUAGGCUAAACACAAACGAAUACGAAUAUCGGCCGGCGUAUUACGAAGAGGUGCGAUGUACAACGACAUCUGACGACGACGUCGGUGUAAGCAACGAGAUAUGUUCGAGCCUUGGGUUAUCUUGUGUACAAUGGAAUAAAACAAUCCAUUUAACUAGACGACGUUAUUCAAGCGAUUGUUGGGAAACCAAAACGAUGGUGAUACCAGCUGGCUGCGAAUGCAUGUGGCCCAUUCACCGUCUGGGCGACAUUACACAUCACAUCUAA
Molecule: messenger RNA, 567 nt
Organism: Parnassius apollo (apollo)
Lineage: Eukaryota; Metazoa; Arthropoda; Insecta; Lepidoptera; Papilionidae
Source: the annotation of a GenBank genome assembly